Messenger RNA from Blepharisma stoltei, 628 nucleotides. The record is from the annotation of a GenBank genome assembly. Lineage: Eukaryota; Ciliophora; Heterotrichea; Heterotrichida; Blepharismidae.
AUGAAUCUAAUUAUGUAUGUCGACAAGAAGGAGGGAAAUCAAUUACUCAUGGAUAGAGCUUUGUAUAUAAACAACAGAGUGUAUGUGAGGCUAAGACCAGUGGUUGAAAAAGGUAGCAUUGAUCCCAGAUACUACAAAAUUAAAAUUAAUUUGGACUACAGAUUAUCGGCAGAACUGGCGAUCAUAGAACUAGGAAAGAAAUGAAGGAUAUGGGAAGCGGAAAUUGAGGCAGAUUUUGGAGUAGGAAAUGGAACAAUUAUAGCCUAUGUAAGGAUCCCCCUCCUCAUUUGUUCAAUUUUUUUGUCUUUUUUUUAUAAGAUAAAAAAAAUUUUCAGGACCAUUUGUCCCAAAAUCUAGUCAAAAAUGAAUUUGUCCCAUUUUCUAGUCUUUUUUGGAUUUUUUCGAAUGUCCUAAAUUUUAGUUUUUUACUUUAAAAAAACUAGAAAAUGAGACAAUUGAGGUCCUGAAAUUUUUUUUUCUAUCAAAAUAUCGAAUAGAAAAUUGGACAAAUGAGGUCCUAAAAAAUUUUUUUUCCUAUAAAAAAAACUAGAAAAAUGGACAAAUGAGGGAGAGAUCCUUAUGAUUUGAUUCAAUGGAGCAAAUAUAUGCUCUCUGGGAAGUACCCUAG